This is a messenger RNA of Diuraphis noxia (Russian wheat aphid), 1074 nucleotides long. RefSeq lists its product as uncharacterized. The record is from RefSeq and is a predicted model, not a curated record. NCBI's taxonomy places the organism in Eukaryota, Metazoa, Arthropoda, Insecta, Hemiptera, Aphididae.
AUUGCGUCAGUGCGUCAGCGGUCAGCGUCACUAGUGAAGUAGUGACUAGUGACUGUAAAAAAAAUAGUCAGUUGUACUCAGUAGCAUAGAUUAAAGUAGUAUAUUUAAUCUGUCAGUAGGCACUACUCACUAUAAAAAAAAUAGUCAGUAGGAAGUGUAUAGGUCAUUAGGUCUGCAGCAUUGCUUAUUGUUACGUUCCAACAUAAAAUUUGUUACAGUACUUGGUUAAUUAAAAUGUCAAAUAUAAAAACAAAACCUUUUACAACCAAGUUAAGAAGUAAUGAAUCGUUAAAGUGUCACUCUCAAAAUCGAACAAAUUCUGAUUCUGGCUUGGAAGUAGAUUCUGUAGCAUCAGGAUCUUUACAGAUUUCAAAACCAUCAAUUACUUCUGAACCAAGUCGACAUAAAUAUGGAGGUAGAGGAAUGGCCAUUCAACAAUUAGCUGAAUCUCUGUCUUCAAAAGACAGAAUGAAAAAUUCAAAUUUGUGCUUUUCAAAUUCAAGCAUAGAACAGCAUUUUAAAAAUCUUAAAGCAGAAAAUGUAAAAAAACUUAAUGAAGAAAAUGAAAAGAUUUGGGGAAAAUUGAUACAUUCUAAUAAGAAUACAUAACAUUUUAAAGGCAUUUGAUAUGCAUUUGAAGAUAAUACUUGACGAUUUGCAGUGACUUUAAAGGACAAUAAAAACUAUACAACAUACAUAUACUUUAUUACUUUAUAAGAUAUAUAUAAGAUAUUUUCAUAAUUUCAAUAUGGGUACUGACUAAAUAGGUGAUUUUUGUUUAGGUAAUCAAAAUAUUUGUAAAAUAUUAUUUUUAUAAAAUUAUACUUACUACUUACUAUCAUUUUUUUAUUUUUGUGUGUAACAAAUUAAAUAUUACAAUUAAUUUAGUUCUAUUCGAUAACAUCAAAUUGAUUUAUACUAUUUUUCUUAUUUUAUUUCAUUGUUCAUUUUAAAUUAUUGUUAUAUUUUGAUUGGAUUUGUAAAUAUGACAAUUACCUACAUAAACAGUUACUCAAUUACCAAAUAAAUGUUCAUAUCUUUAGUCAAAAAUUAUUAUUAUAAUUUUUUUUUUUU